AUCAAAAGAUAUGAAAGAACUGGUUUUUGAUGCGCAAAAGUUUUUCCUUAAAUCGGUAACCUCCCUCAUUGAUGAUAGCUGGCUACGUUUAGAGUAUGACGGAGAUCUUUUGAAAAGCCUUAACCAUUCAAACGGAAAUUCCUUAAAAAUUAGAUAUAACUCUAUCAAUUACAUACACUCGAUGCAACUUUUGAAUAGCAACAACGAACAAGGUUCCAGUGUAGAGUAUUUUUACAACUUUAAAACAAACAUGCUUUCACAAAUGAGAUCUGAAGGCAACGUUGUGAGAUACUUUUACAAUAACAACGACAACUCAUUACGGAUGGUCAUCAAAACGAAGACCUCAUCACGAGAACAGUUCAGAUACAACGCGUAUGGGCAUCUUAUUUCAAGGAAAUUGAUUAAAGGAGGACGCAUAAUAACGGACGAUGAAUACACGUUUACCAAGGGUGGCAUGACUGUCAUUGAUGACAAAACCAUUUCUGCUUUAACUAAUGUCAUAUAUUCAGAGUCAAAUGAUGUAAUAAGUGUUCAGAAAGAAAAUGGUGUGCCUGUCAAAACACUCCGAACAUCAGCAUACGAGUCCAUAUACGAAGGAGAAAGGUUGGUAUCCAACCGUGCAUUUGACGGCAACACCGUUUUCAUAACAGACGGUAAUGGGGACACUAUAAAAACCAAGUUUAACGAUUUGGGACAAAUGAUUCAAUUUGCAGAUGGAAAGAGAAAUGUUUACGAAAUAAUAUUCAAUGAUAACCAAACUAUUAAAGAGGUAUUGUAUCCCGAUGGUACCAACAAGAUAUAUUCUUACUUUAAAAAUGGACAUUAUACAAAAAUGCCCUCUGGAAAUUUAAAAAGGUACGAGUUUAAUAGCAAAGGACUGCUAACAAAAAAGGAUAUAGGAUCGGAUACGAUAACAAUGUACGAAUAUACAGAGGACGGCAAAUUGAAUUAUGCGGCUAAUGAACUAGGAGAAACAUCAAUUGAGUACGAUGGAAAUCUACCAAAAGCUAUUAAGUCACCCGAAACGAAAAUUAGUUACGAAUACAACAGGCUUAAUCAGUUGACACGUAUAUCAACAGACCAGGGAUAUGAUACUCAAUAUCAGUACGAUGGGCAAGGACGAAUUACUGAAGUUUCUAACGGAAAAACAACAUUGGUCAAAACUACUUAUAAUGACGCAGGACUCGUUACAAGGAAAGAUUAUGGAAACAGUGCGUACAGUGUUUUCGUUUACAAAAGCAGUUCGCGGUUGCUUUUGUCACUGAUGAAUUUUUACCCAAAUAAAACAAUGGCCUCUUUCUUUAAUUACACAUACGCACGAAGCAAAAUGAGAAUACAGAUGACCACAAUGGAAGGGAGCUGGAAAUUUAAGUACGACCGAGCUGGACAGAUGACAUCAAUGAUUGAUCCGAUGGGAAAUGAAACGUUGAUCAACUAUGAUAAAGCGAAAAACAGAAGGUCUGUUAAUCGAAAUGAAAUUGAGGAAGUAUACAAUGUUAAUGAAAUGAACCAAUAUAAACAUGUCGGGGAGGUGUCGUUUGAGUAUGAUAGAAAUGGGAAUCUAAAAACAAGACAAUCUAGCAAGAACGAAACAUUUGGUUAUGACGAAGACAAUAAACUGGUCUCUUACUCUUCUCGUGGAAAGUCAUGCAAGUUUGAAUACGACGCUUUCGGAAACUUAGUCUCAAAGCUUUGCGAUGGAAAUCAAACAAAAUAUAUUACAAGUCCCUUAGGUUUCUUCGAUCGACAUAUAUUAGAGCAGAUUUCAAGCAGCGGAAAACGAACACGAUUCUAUUAUGGGGGACCGGAUAUUGGUUUGAUAGCGGCCGAGACGAACGAAGAAACUAUGCAGUACUUCUUUUAUGACCACUUAGGAACUGUCGUCAAUAUUCUUAGUGAGAACGGUGAAUUAUUGUCGUCAUAUAACCACGACCCGUUUGGUAAUGUUUUGUCUCCACCUGGUUCAAAAUACCCGAUCUUCACUUUUAUUGGACAAUGGGGUGUUGUUGAUAUACAAGAAAUACAAGGAGUAUUUUACAUGCAAAGCAGAAUGUACGAUUCUUCCACCGGCCGAUUUCUAAGUCCUGAUGGAUUGGGACUAAAAGCAAAGAGUCAAAAUCUCUAUAUCUACUGUGGUAAUAAUCCAGUGCAUUUUAACGAUCCAAAAGGAACAUGUCCGUUCUGUUUUUACAUCGCGUUUGAGGGUGCUGUGGGUGUUGGUAAAUACUUGUUUUCAACACCAGUCAACCAGUGGACAUUUGGAGGAGCAACUGGGUCGCUUGUCGAAGGGUCUAUUAAUGGCGUGGUCGGAAAAUACGUGAAAGUACCUUUUGUCAAAGAUCUUGCAUCUGUUGCUACAAAGACGCUGGGCAAUUAUGUUCAACAUACUAUUGACGGGGAGAAAUAUGAUUGGAAAGAUGCCAGAGAUGACAUUUUAAAGGGAUUCAUAGAUAUGGCAGACGCUGGAUUGGCCAAGAAAUUUGAAAAAUACGGGCUUUUCAAAGAAAUCUGCAGUGAAUUUGAGGAUUACAAAAGUAAAACGAUAGAGAUAUGCCACUUGAGUUUCCUGGUUGAUGUUGAUAGCAAGCAUAUCUUGGAGUUGGCGGACGGCUUCGUAGAUUGGGUUGCCUCCCAUGAUCCGAACGAUAUGAUUGGACCGUCUGGCUUUGGUGCUGCAAGAUUUAUUUCUGGAAGAAAUCGCAUGACUUAUACUAUUCGUUUUGAAAAUGAUGAAAAUGCUACCGCUCCUGCACAAAGAGUUUACGUUGAACAUAGUUACAGCGAAUUUUUAGACGACAGAACGUUUACAAUAGGAAAAUUCGGAUUUGGCGAGUUUGAACAGCCAGUAAAAGACAAUAGCAAAUCAUUCCAAGGUACAAUCAACAUGACAAGCACAUCUGGUGUCUACGUUAAAAUAUUCUGUGGUAUUGAUGUGGUCAGACGUGUUCUUUUCUGGAAUUUCCAAAGCAUUGAUCCAGCAACAGGUUUCGCCCCAAGUGAUCCAAGUGUUGGUUUUUUGCCACCGAAUAACGAUACAACUGGGCAAGGGUUUGUGACAUUUACUGUUGUUCCUUUGAAAGAGGCACCUGAUACGACCACGAUCAACGCAAACGCGUCCAUCUAUUUUGAUCAGAAUGACCCCAUUGACACCCCUAAUGUAUUUAACACGAUUGACAAAUCCACACCUACGGUAAAUGGGUCCGUUGUUCCAAGGACAGAAUCUGCCGAAUCAUCAAUUAUACGUCUCCGAUCUGAAGACGAUGGAUCUGGUGUAAAACAAGUAGAUUUGUACCGGCUUGAAAAUGGUACAUUUUCACUGUUCGCGCAAGGCAUUCGGGAAGAAAUGGUUCUGAUCAGUGUUAAUGUUGGCGAAUCAAUGUUUCUUUUACCGGUUCCUAUUGAUAAUGUCGGGAAUUCUUUGGCUCUUUUGGAAAUAAACGAAACAGCGACUAUUUUGGUGUCAUCAAAACUUGAAAAACAUUGCAACUGCUCUGGCAAUGGGAGCUGUAGCAUCGGAUUGUCCACCUGUAUUUGUAACGAUGGUUUCUAUGGACCCAACUGUAUCUCAACAACACCUCCGUUGGAACCACCUUCUUUGAGUUUGCGAGGAAGUUCGGGUUUUGUCGACGAACCGUUGCAAAUAACAGUUGAUGCCAAGAACAUUUCGGGGUCACUCGAGCAAUUGCAAAUCGCUGUUGUUGGGUUUCCAUCAGAUACGUUAUUUGAAGAUGGUCUUCAAAAUAUCGAUGGAGUUUUAUGUCUUUAUUCUUCACAGUUUGGGACGUUAAAUAUUACAUUCAAAAGAGCCGGUGAAAUCAAUCUUAACGUAACUGUUCAUCAAAGUGACAUCAAUAUGACACGCUUUGGUCAAAUGACAGUUUUGAUUUACCCUACAAUAUCAGCGAAUCUCGCCUUUGAGGGUUGCCUUAACGCUGCUGAAAGGGACACUGCGAUUAUUGCUUUUAAUAUAUCUGCAAAGGUGCUCCAAGAGUCACAGAAUGCUGCGGACAAGCUUAGUCUUCAAGGAAUAGGACUUGUUAAGUAUCAACGAGAAGUAAUACUCGAAGUCAAGCCAGCCAUUAUGAAUAAUUCAUCCGAUUUUAAACAAAUUAAGGAAUACAGUUUCGAUGGUUACGAGACAGAUGGCAAUAUUCCAAGUCCAGUCCCGUAUGGAGAUUCUGUUGAAGUUUUGAUAACACUACUGGUUACAAUAGAUGAUAUAAUAGCGAAAGAGUUUGAUCUGCGACAAGAAGUGAACAGAGUUUGUAAUGCAACACCUCCGUUGGAACCACCUUCUUUGAGUUUGCGAGGAAGUUCGGGAUUUGUCAACGAACCGCUGCAAAUAACAGUUGAUGCCAAGAACAUUUCGGGGUCACUCGAGCAAUUGCACAUCGCUGUUUCCGGGUUUCCAUCAGAAACGUUAUUUGAAGAUGGUCUUCAAAAUAUCGAUGGAGUUUUAUGUCUUAAUUCUUCACAGUUUGGGACGUUAAAUAUUACAUUCAAACGAGCCGGUGAAAUCAAUCUUAACGUAACUGUUCUUCAGAGUGACAUCAAUAUGACACGCUUUGGUCAAAUGACAGUUUUGAUUUACCCUACAAUAUCAGCGAAUCUCGCCUUUGAGGGUUGCCUUAACGCUGCAGAAAGGGACACUGCGAUUAUUGCUUUUAAUAUAUCUGCCAAGGUGCUCCAAGAGUCACAGAAUGCUGCGGACAAGCUCAAUCUUCAAGAAAUAGGACUUGUUAAGUAUCAACGAGAAGUACAAAUCGAAGUCAAGCCAGCCAUUAUGAAUAAUACAUACGAUAUUCAACAAAUUAAGGAAUACAGUUUCGAUGGUUACGUGACAGGUGGCAAUAUUCCAAGUCCUGUUCCGUAUGGAGAUUCUGUUGAAGUUCGGAUAACACUCCUGAUAACAAUAAAUGAUACAUUAGCGAAAGAGUUUUAUUUGCAACAAGAAGUGAACAGAGUUUGUCAUGGUUGCACGCACUGUGUCACAAACCAUACAGCUUACUGCGACAACUUCGACGGAGUAUGCCAUUGCAAACCAGCAUGGAACGGAUCUGUCUGUUCUGAUGACGUGGAUGAAUGUGUCGAUAUUGGAGUCUGCGAUGCUGUUCCAAACACUGGGUGCUUUAAUUUAGAUGGCGGAUAUGAGUGUUCAUGUUUUAGAAACUUUGUUAAGGAAAACGACUCAUGCAUACUAACAACACAACAAUUUUGGACUGACAUAACGACUGCAAAACCAACUGAGAAAAAAGUAUCCAUAACCGUUGUCGUAAAAUUCGACCUACCAGAAAGCGAAAAUUUGAAUGUUACCAAAGUCUAUGAGCAGGUUGAAAAUGAAGCUUUAGAGAUGCUUACACCCUUUUAUCAAUUGCAAAUGGGAUACCACUUCAAAAGUGUGUUCAUCAUUAACAUCAGCAGAGGAAGUCUAGUCAUCGAUCACGAUGUAAUCACUCGAAAUGACGAGGAAGCCACACAAGCCCUUGCAGUUGCCGUGUCGAAGAUGUCUACCGACACAAAUGCAACUGACGGGACGUUGGAAUUUAGAGGAGAAAAGGUGGAAAUCAAAGACAUAAGCGUGGACGGAAAACCUGUUGCUGAUCCUUGCGAUGCAUAUUCCGUAUGUACACGAGAUAAAUGUUCUGUGAAUGACGGUAAACCAAUAUGCGAUAAAUUACCAAGCAAACAGGUAGACGAUAAAAGUGGACUAGUGAAAGGACUGACGAUUGGAGUGGCUGUCACAGGAUCAUUGACAAUAGUUCUUAUAAUUCUCGUUAUCGUCAUAUGCCGAAGACGAAACAGAAAACCACGCAAACAAGCAGAUGUAGUUGAUACAUCACCUCCGAGACAGGCUCGACGUGAAAACAAGUACGUUCGCACUCAAUCCUACAGAAAUGAAGCAUUUAGUGAACCCGAUCCUGACUACAGCGAUGGAGAAGAUUCCAGUCAAAUGUUACACAAGAGAUGGGGCGAUGGAACUGGUGCAAGUGAUAACAUGCGACUGAACCCAGCGAACCGAGUCGCAUCACGUGAUGAUAUCCGGUAUACACGCAUGCGCGGCGGUCAGAAUGGGAGCAGGAUAAGCUUGAACCAACACAAUCCGAUGUUUGCGGGCGAAUUUCAAUUUGUUUCGCCAAGAGAGAGGAAAGAGAUAACACACGAUGAUGGCUACUGGCGUCAAGAAUCCAGGACGAAACCAGUGAGAAUGAACAAGGAAGUUAUGGAUCAGUGGGAAAAUAAUCCUUAUAAUUAAGCAUGAAUACGUUCGGAUCGUUAUACUUGUAAGAUGAACACGUUGAAAUCCACACCAAUUUACGUUAAUGAACAUCUUACAAUAACUGGUGUUAUUUUAAUGUUCAAUUGACUACUUGCAAGCUUACAUACAAUUAUAGUUCAUUACUACUUACAAGUAAAGUCUUGCAGACAUACGCAGUUAUCUAACUCAAACAGUCAAGUGAUGUUCACGUUUUUGUAUUAAAUUUUGUAUAUAUAUGUGUAGUAAUAUUGUGUUAUAAUCAGCUAUAUUGUAAUCUGGAGAAUUUUGCCCAUAAUUAUUAUCUUCCUGUGAUUACAAAUAAUAGUCUUUAUUGUAUGAUGGAGUUUUCUCAAAACACUGAAGGAAGAAAUAUAU
Messenger RNA from Mya arenaria, 6631 nucleotides. RefSeq lists its product as uncharacterized. The transcript has 22 exons. The record is from RefSeq and is a predicted model, not a curated record. Gene Ontology annotation, molecular function: cell adhesion molecule binding; calcium ion binding; protein heterodimerization activity. Gene Ontology annotation, cellular component: neuron projection. Gene Ontology annotation, biological process: heterophilic cell-cell adhesion; neuron development. NCBI's taxonomy places the organism in Eukaryota, Metazoa, Mollusca, Bivalvia, Myida, Myidae. The coding region runs from base 11 to 6253 and encodes 2080 amino acids.